UGCACGCGAUGAUGGUUUCUUUUAAUCUCCGGUAUUUGUUUUUGCUCGGUCCCGCAGAGAGGCUGUGGCGAAUGGCAAAACCGACGCGCGUGUUGUAUUACGCCGAAAUCCCCAAAUUACCCCUCUAAACCUCCCCGCAGCGGAAUCGCUCGACCACCCCUCACCCUAGAAAGUAAGAAUAGGAAUAGUAGAAAUAUAGAAAUUGAAGAACGUCGGAUCUGGUCGCUGAUCCCUGGGCCUCGGCGGCCGAACCCACCCCCACCCCCCACCACCGAGGCGAAGAGACAGAGAGAAAAAGAGAGAGACGAAGAUCUAAGCUUCUCGAGCGAGCGCCGAGGGUUCUCACGCACCAUGGCGGCGGCGAAGAAGCCCCCGCCGCACCCGCACCCGCACCCGCACCCGCACCCCCGCCCCCUACGGGGAGUGAUCCCGCCCCCGAUCCUCAAGCAGUGGGGGGGCGGCGGCGUCGGCGGCGGCGGCGAGACUGAGAGGGGGCUGGAGGAGCUGCGCAAGAAGCUGAUGGGGCAUCUCCGGGAGGCGGCGGACCGGAUGGAGCUCGCCGCGAUCGGCCUCGCUCCGUACGACGCGGCGCCGGAGAGAGCCGACGCCGCCGUCGCCGCUCGUCGGCGGCGAGGCCGUGGAUCUGAGGCGCGGAGGGUCAGGGGGUUGCGGCGGCGAGGAGAGCGAGGAGGAGGAGGAGCGGGGGUUGGGAGGGCUCUGAGGGCGGCGGCGCAGGCACCGCGCCGCGACCCGGAAGCGCCCAGAAUCGUACAGCGCCGACUCGAUUCGCUCUUCCCUGGCUUAUGGCUGUCUGAGGUCAGCGUGGAUUUGUACAAGGUUCCGGACGAGUAGCUUCAGGCCGCGCUUACUCUCAGUUGCGGUGACGGCACCGCGCUGAUUGGGGUUCCCAAAGAAG
This is a messenger RNA of Ananas comosus (pineapple), 916 nucleotides long. Its product is annotated as homeobox protein B-H1-like. NCBI's taxonomy places the organism in Eukaryota, Viridiplantae, Streptophyta, Magnoliopsida, Poales, Bromeliaceae. The transcript is spliced from 3 exons. The record is from RefSeq and is a predicted model, not a curated record. Bases 352 to 852 code for a protein of 166 amino acids.